Molecule: messenger RNA, 261 nt
Organism: Radiomyces spectabilis
Lineage: Eukaryota; Fungi; Mucoromycota; Mucoromycetes; Mucorales; Radiomycetaceae
Exons: 2
Source: RefSeq, a predicted model, not a curated record
GAACAAGAUCAGAACCUGGAUACAUUGUCGGAUGCUAUCCGACGACAACGAGAACUGGGCAUCAUGAUUGGCGAUGAGCUGGACACUCACGCCGAACUGAUCGAUGAAACCGAAGCCAUGGUCGAUCGCACAGAUCGAAAACUUCAGCAGGCACGAAGGAAGCUAAAUCAUGUUGGUCGCAAAGUCAAAGAUAACAAAUCGGUUUGCAUUGUUAUCGCCUUGAUUCUCGUCUUUUUUGUUCUAGUGGCUCUCGUCAAAUAA